Messenger RNA from Glycine soja, 2385 nucleotides. Its product is annotated as galactomannan galactosyltransferase 1-like. NCBI's taxonomy places the organism in Eukaryota, Viridiplantae, Streptophyta, Magnoliopsida, Fabales, Fabaceae. Gene Ontology annotation, molecular function: galactosyltransferase activity. Gene Ontology annotation, cellular component: trans-Golgi network; membrane; endosome. The record is from RefSeq and is a predicted model, not a curated record. The coding region runs from base 582 to 1940 and encodes 452 amino acids. The transcript has 2 exons.
AGCGUACAUGAUUUCAAAGUUGCCCCUUCACGUGGUCAUCUCAUCUUUUCUUUCUUCAUCCAUCACUGUCCAUCCUUGAAUGAAACAGUUUCACUAGUAAAGAAUAAUUAGAAAGUCAAGUUUGAUCGAAUUUUUUUUAAUAUAUUAAGAAGACAGAAUAACAAACUAAAUGCUCAGCAUUAAAUAAAAAUAAAACACAAUCUCGGAAUUAAUGUUUGAAUAAGUUAUUUAUAAUUAAAUUAUUUUUAUCAUAGAACCCAAACUCGACGAAGGCCCGAAAUCAAGUCUUUUUACUGUUUUUCCCCAGUUCGCCCAUGCCGUAGAUGGCGCUCUCCCUUCUUUGAUAUAAAGGACAAUGCGCAUCAAGAUAACCACCCAGGAUUUUCCAACGUUAGAAUCUCAGCAAUUUUAGAUGUUUCUUUCUUUCUGCCUUGAGCCUCACCUCUUGUGAUAUGCAGCAUUCUAGACUUUCCAGUAAAAAAGAAAGACGAGAAUUCUGCGCAAUCCGAGGAGCUAGCGACACUUAGGCCAAAAGACACCAACAAACAAAUCCAGCACCGCUUCCACGUUUUCUUAAUAAAAUGGUUACAUCGGAACUCUCUAAUCACCAAAACAACAACUCUCCCAUGAUGGCGAAGCCCCACAGAAACAAAACCUCCUCUGUAUUUCUCUCCGAUGGAUCUCUCUUCCUCGGAGGAGCAUUCUCCGCUCUCAUCCUCGUCUGGGGUUUCUCCUCCUUCACCACCACCAUCCCUAAGGAAACCCCCAAUUUCGAAUCUCUUACCAAAAACGACGCUGUUCCGCACCACGGUACUCCCGAUUUCAACUUCGACCCCCCCGACAGAACAUUCUACGACGACCCGCAAAUGGGUUACACCAUGGACAAGAAAGUUCGCAACUGGGACGAGAAGCGCGAGGAGUGGCUGAAGCUCCACCCUUCCUUCGCCGCCGGAGCUAGAGAGAGGGUUUUCAUGGUGACCGGUUCUCAGCCAAAGCCGUGCCGGAACCCCAUAGGAGACCACCUCCUCCUGCGGUUCUUCAAGAACAAGGUGGACUACUGUCGUCUCCACGGGUGCGACGUUUUCUACAACAACGCACUGUUGGACCCAAAGAUGUUUGCGUAUUGGGCCAAGUACCCUGUGGUGCGGGCCGCGAUGGUGGCCCACCCGGAGGCGGAGUGGAUCUGGUGGGUUGACUCGGACGCGUUGUUCACCGACAUGGAGUUCAAGCUCCCCCUUGAGCGUUACAGGGAGCACAAUCUCGUGGUUCACGGCUGGGCCCACCUCAUACACGAGAAGCGAAGCUGGACGGGACUCAACGCCGGCGUCUUCCUCAUCAGAAACUGCCAGUGGUCGUUGGACUUCAUGGAGGCGUGGGCCAGCAUGGGCCCACAGACCCCCAAUUACGAAAAGUGGGGCCAGACGCUGCGGUCAACUUUCAAGGACAAGUUCUUCCCGGAGUCAGACGAUCAGACGGGCCUGGCUUACUUAAUCGCCAUAGAAAAAGAUAAAUGGGCGGACAGGAUUUACUUGGAGAGCGAGUACUACUUCGAAGGGUACUGGGAAGAGAUCUUAGGAACGUUCCAGAACAUUACCGAGAAAUAUAAUGAGAUGGAAAAAGGGGUGAGUAGGUUAAGGAGGCGUCACGCGGAGAAGGUGAGUGAGACUUACGGUGAGAUGAGGGAAGAGUAUUUGAAGGAUGCUGGGAAUGGAAAAGGGAGUUGGAGGAGACCAUUCAUAACUCACUUCACAGGGUGUCAACCCUGUAGUGGAAAGUAUAAUGCCAUGUAUUCCGCUGAUGAUUGCUGGAACGGAAUGCAGAAGGCUUUGAAUUUUGCCGACAAUCAAGUCAUGCGUAAAUUUGGUUACAUGCGCCCGGAUCUACUGGAUAACGCCAUUUCCCCUGUCCCUUUUGAUUAUCCCCGUUCACUUCGUCAUUGAUCAUCAGUGUGAAGGACCCGCUGAGCUUGGAUAGAUUUUACUGCGGCCCACUAUUUAAGAUGGAUAGAUGAACCAUGUGCAUGCGUACAGAACUUUCAUGGACCUGUAUUAUCGUCGGGGUUGUGGGGUCAUGCUCACAUAGUAGCAUAUCCAACCAUGUUAAUACACUACUUGCUACAGUAAAAAGAUACCCUGCGGCCAUUCUAGUUACAUCUACCCUUUGUUUUUUUCCCUCCCUUUUCCUCUCAUGGCUUGAAAUCUUACAUAUAUAGAAGCAUAACAAAAUAGCAGUGCUAAGGUUUAUGACGUUGUUAUGACCAAUGUUCUAGUGUACCCAACAUCAAGAUGGCCCAAUAAACUUGUAGACAUGUGAGUUGUGACGUGCAUUUUCACAUGAGUAUUACUUGGUUUAAUUACGAAAGUGGGUUGAUUUUUAAAUUUUUUA